This is a messenger RNA of Poeciliopsis prolifica (blackstripe livebearer), 3024 nucleotides long. Its product is annotated as lanC-like protein 3. Gene Ontology annotation, biological process: peptide modification; carbohydrate metabolic process. The coding region runs from base 62 to 1285 and encodes 407 amino acids. Gene Ontology annotation, cellular component: plasma membrane. The record is from RefSeq and is a predicted model, not a curated record. NCBI's taxonomy places the organism in Eukaryota, Metazoa, Chordata, Actinopteri, Cyprinodontiformes, Poeciliidae. The transcript is spliced from 5 exons.
ACACCUUAAGAAGGGAGCGCAGAUCUGCCUGUUUUGCCUUUGGUACCUCGACCUGGGCCUGAUGGAGAACACCCGCUGCUUCGCGAACCGCUUCUCCGACUACCGAGGCGCGCUGCUGCCGGGCCAGAGCGCCGAGGCCGUCCUCCCAGCCGUCGUUGCCAAAAUUGACAAGAUCCUAAAAAAGAUCCCGGUCGACAUCGGCGACUGCGAUGGAGGGCUCUACGACGGGCCGGCCGGAGUCGCUUACAUGCUGUACCACGUCAGCGAGUGCCCGCUGUUCUCCGAGCAGCGGGACGUCUACCUGAAGACGGCCAAGCGGAUCAUCGACGUGUCGGUGAGGUAUGCGGACUCGGAGCCUGACCAAAACAUGCGAGCCGCCUUCCUGCUCGGCGGGGCGGGCAUCUACGCCGUGGCCGCGAUGAUAUACAAGUCCCUGGGCUUGGCGGAUUUCGUGAAGCCGCUGACCAAGUUCCGGAACCUGUGGGAGGUGUGCGCGCCCAUCCAUUUCCUGGAGUGCGGCUCGGACGAGCUGUUCGUGGGGAGGGCGGGCUACCUGUGCGCCGCUCUGGUCCUGAAGCAGAAGCUGGGCAUCGAGAUUCUGAGCAAAGAUCAGAUCAAAUCUAUCUGCCAAGCCAUCAUCGAGUCAGGAAAGCAAUACGCCAGGAGGAAGAGGAAGCCUUUCCCUCUGAUGUAUUCAUACUAUGGAACAGAAUAUCUUGGUGCGGCCCACGGCCUCUCCUCGGUGCUGCAGAUGCUGCUCAGCUACCAGGAUGUCCUCAGCGGGCCGGAGAAGGACCUGGUGUGGCAGAGCGUUGACUUCCUCAUGACUCAGGAGCAGAACUGCAACUGGCCGGCAGAGCUGGGAGCAAUCAUCGAGAGGGAAAACGAGCUGGUGCACUGGUGCCACGGCGCCCCAGGCGUGGCGUAUCUUUUCGCAAAAGCCUAUCUGAUCAAUAAGAAGCCACAGUAUCUGGACACGUGUAUCCGCAGUGGGGAGCUCGUCUGGCAGAAAGGCCUGCUGAAGAAAGGACCUGGCAUUUGUCACGGGGUUGCAGGCAGCGCUUAUGUCUUCCUCCUGCUUUAUCGCCUCACAGGCAAUUCCAAAUACCUCUACCGUGCCCAAAGGUUUGCAGAGUUCAUCUUCACCGAGGAGUUUAAGGCGGGAUCCCUCUCGGUCACCAGCAUCUACAGCCUUUUCGAGGGCCUUUCCGGGACCGUUUGCUUCCUGGUCGAUCUCCUGCAACCAGACCAGUCAGAGUUCCCUCUGUUCAGCGUGUUUGUGUGAACGGAUCCAGCACCGCGUUGUUUCCUGACCAGAGCAGAUGCUAUCAUUUUUACAAUAGACGGAGUAACAUGCACUGUAAAACCGGGACAGUAUGCGAGUGGGUUUCAGUUGGAAUUAAAAAAAAAUAAAUUGAUGCAGUAGCACAGAAAGUUUUUGCUUCGUGUGGACGACAUUUUAAUCAGCUGAAAUGAGGCCUCACAGCCACUUUAACCUGAGAUACGUAUUUAUAAGUUUCCUUUGGAUUUCCCUUAUCUACAGAGUCUAAUAGAAUCUCCUCAGAUUUGCUUCAGCAUUAAAAAAAACCCAGCAGCUAACAUGCAUAAAAGAAAACAAAUUUGCUGAAUUUGUGAGUAAAUAUAGUGAAAAUGUUCUGAAAAAAUAUAUAGCUGCACAAUAUCUUAUUCAACAUAUUUACAUGAGUCAAAAAACAAUUAAAUCAGUCUGUAAACAAUGACAGCAUGCACAUUUUGCUGCAGCGCUAACGCAAGUCUGCAUAUAAACAGAAACAACAAAAAGGGAUUCAGCCUCAGCUGUUGGUAUUUGUUUUUAUCCCUAAGGCGUCUGUCAGUGAUAAAACAUUUCCCGUUGCUCCUGGUUGCGUAAAAUUACUCGUAAAUGGUAUCGCUAGGUAGGCUGUCAACAAACUACUCAGCUGAAACCAACUCAAAAACUCCAAUAACAUUUUUAAUAAUUUUUAUUUUCUCUCGCAGUAAUCUUUCAAAACAACAUUCGCAGUUUUAACUAAAAAGGAAAAGAAAAAAACUGAAGUGUGUGUACCCUUAAUCUCAGGACAGAGAUAAACAUGCACUAUCGACAGCCGAAAGGAAAUGAAAUCACGACUAAGUCACACAUACCCUCAAAUAUAUAUAUAAAAAAACACGAGUCACAUAAUGCCUUUGAAGUUUACACCAGCUAAGCAUCACACAAUGUAGUUAAUUUAAGUCUUUAGGGACAUAAUCUCUCAAUUUAAAUAGUUCAGGAAUAAAAACGUGGUUCAAUGACAUUAAGCUUUCAGAUUUACUGAUAUAUGUUAGAGGUACAGUCGGUAAAUGUUGAGAUUAAUAUCUGUUCAUUGUCGUAACAGCUUCCCUUUGUUCCGUUUCACCUGUGUGGCUGCUGUUUUUGGUGUUUCCGGCUCUGUUGGCCGCCGUGUCUCCACUUUGAAAUCGUAAGACGUUGUCAUUUGUUUCACCCUGUGGAAAACAAAAACAAUCUGUAACUUUGUGAAAGUUACCAAGGUCUGGUUUUCUUCUUAUUUUUCUUCUAAGUAAAUUCCAGAAGUGACUUUUUUUCCCCCCAGCUGUGUAACCGUCAAUAAUUGAUGUCUUUUAAUUGUCAUUAUGUGGCCUUACAAAAAUCAUUGUCAUUAAGUCUAAAAAUACAAAUGGAAGAUGCUUUGGUCAGCAUUUACUGUGUGAACAAGUGGCUCACGUCAUUAAAAAUAAAACAGCAAACCAAAGCAGUUUCUGAUGCUCCAUGUGCCUGUCGCUCCAUAUUUCUAGGCUACAUGAGUGAGUGAAUGUUGCUGCAUUUACAGUCUAAUCCACAGGAUUAUUGUUAAGUGUCCAGAUCAGAAAAUACAUAAACAAAAGGAGAUGGAUGCUUUGCUUUACUCUGUCAACACAUAAUCUUAAGCACAAUGACAUGCUGUAUAUGUGCUAAAGCAUAUUAAAGCGUGGUUUUGUCGAAAUAUGUUUCUGUAAUGUUCAUUGAAUAAAUAUAUGAAUGGCUCUUUAAAA